CAACUACGGCUAUAAAGAGUGAACAUAGUUAACUUCUAUUCCACACCGAGUGAGAUUGCUAUAGCUCUGAAUAGCAGUCGUUUUCAAGAAGCUAAAGUAGAAUACACAUAGUAUUUCAGUGACCCCUAGGUAUCAUGGAGGAAUUAAACAAACCAAUGGAUGCAUCAGCAACCAGCUGGUUAUCUGAUUUGGAAAUGGAUGAUUACAAUUUAUUUCCAGAUGAAUGUCCCCUGGACUUGAACUUGUUUGAUUGUGAUGAGCAAGAGUUUCUUUCACAAGACAUAGCUAGUGCCCUACAAGAGCAGACACAGACCCUGCACCAAUCUCUGUCUUCGGAUCAGUGCCCUUCCAAAACCAUGAGCAACUCAUCCACUGAUGAAAGCAAUUUUGACUUUGAGAGACCAACCAAGUUGCUGAAAACGACAAGCAGUAGUUGUAACUCUGACUCAUCCAACAUCACCAAAACCCUUUCACCAAAACUUUCCCCAUCAUCUUCCUUCUCCUCCUUCCAGUCUCAGAUUCUCUCCUUUGACAACCCAAACUCAUCCUCUGCCAGCAACACCCAGUUUUACGGGUUUGACUGUGCUUUAAACCCAACACAGACUGAUUUGGUGUCAGUGCCAGUGCCCCAAUUAGGAAAACAGCGUUUACCAACUCAAACACCAAAAGGAUCCCCUAAAACUCAAAACUUUGAAACAAAACCCUCACAUGGUAAGAGGUCUCCUGCACACGCUCAGGAUCACAUCAUGGCCGAGAGAAAGCGAAGAGAGAAGCUCAGCCAGAGUUUCAUUGCUCUUGCAGCUCUUGUUCCUGGCCUAAAAAAGAUGGACAAGGCUUCUGUGUUGGGGGACGCUAUCAAAUACGUGAAAGAGCUUAAAGAGCGAUUAGCUGUGCUGGAAGAGCAGAGCAAGAAAACAAGGGCAGAGUCUGUGGUGGUUCUGAACAAACCAGACCUCUCUGGCGAUGAUGAUUCCUCUUCAUGUGAUGAGAGCAUUGGUGCUGAUCAUAGUGUCAGUGAAUCACUGUUUGAAGUUGAAUCAAGGGUAUCGGGGAAGGAGAUGCUGCUUAGGAUCCACUGUCAGAAGCAAAAGGGUCUUCUCGUCAAGUUACUAGCCGAGAUUCAAAGUUAUAACUUAUUCGUUGUUAAUAGCAGUGUCUUACCCUUCGGUGAUACUAUCCUUGACAUCACAAUAGUUGCACAGAUGGGGGAGAGUUUCAAUUUGACCACGAAGGAACUUGUCAAGAACCUACGCCUGGCUGCAUUUAAGGCAAUGGCAUAAGAUGAACGUGGUUUAAGUAUGGGGGAUAGCAUGAAAGAGAUAAACUGAUAUGACAUGGAUUGAAUCUCUGAAUCACAUUCAAUGCACACAAGUGUUCGAGUAAUUCAUCCCAAAAUGGAAGCUUUAAUAUGGGAUAUCUGCUCCAGCCUGCAGUGUUCCCCCACAUGUAGAUUCAGUCCCAUCCAAGUGAUCUUGUCCUUUUUUCUUGUUAAUAAUGUUUUGGUUUCUCAGGCCUAGCCUCAGUGUGUGCCUGCCCUCUUCACAGGAAAAAAACAAUUGAAUAAUUUUGUGGAGAUGUGAGGACUUGGAGUAAUUUCAAUCUGACACGGCUUAACAUGAGUUUAAAUAGAGAUUUUAAAUCGGCAUAUUGACUGCUUUUGAUGUACAAUGUGUUCUUUUCAAUGUUUUCAUCGUGUUUCAACUUUCAAGGAUGCAAAUUUGACCAUGUAUGAAAGACAUUUACUGUAAGUAGAAUGUACUGGGCUUAAGCUUCUAUCUUUGGGAACUUUUAUUUAACAAAUAAAAUCUCACUGUAUAUAUUUUUUCAACAAAAGAUCUAUAGCAUUAAUGGUGCGAAUAUACUCUCCUGCUAAUCAGUAAUCACCCACUGGUAACGAAAUGAAUUUAUAAAAGAGAAUAACACUAAUUGUGUGUUUUUGGGAGAGGUGAUAUAGUAGAAGAUGAAUAAGAAAUGGAAGCAUUAUCAGGAAAUUAAAAAAAAAAAAAAAAAAAAA
Cajanus cajan (pigeon pea) is the source of this 2014-nucleotide messenger RNA. RefSeq names its product transcription factor bHLH18. The record is from RefSeq and is a predicted model, not a curated record. Lineage: Eukaryota; Viridiplantae; Streptophyta; Magnoliopsida; Fabales; Fabaceae. Gene Ontology annotation, molecular function: protein dimerization activity.